Messenger RNA from Harpegnathos saltator (Jerdon's jumping ant), 585 nucleotides. Its product is annotated as selenoprotein K-like. The coding region runs from base 191 to 460 and encodes 89 amino acids. Lineage: Eukaryota; Metazoa; Arthropoda; Insecta; Hymenoptera; Formicidae. The transcript is spliced from 4 exons. The record is from RefSeq and is a predicted model, not a curated record.
CUCAUCCCCACCACUGUUGUCAUUUGCGUCUGACGUGUACGUUAGAAGGUUGUCAGUUGGUCAGUACGUGAUUGCGAACUAAACAUUGUCAUCACGUACAGAGAAUACGUUACGAAAUUUGACAAGUUAAAAGUGAACUUCAUAUCUCUAUUGACACUUUUCAACAAGAGUUCGACGUUCUAUUUCAAACAUGGUCUAUGUGACAGAUGACGGUAGCGUAGUGAACUCUAUUCCAUGGAGUUUGAGGAGAAUCUUUGGGCUUUUCACAGGAUUAAUCUACAUGGUCAUUAUGUUCUUUCAAACAUUGAUUAAUCCUAAUAUGAACCAAGCAAGUGGUCAAUCUACAAGUUUCCGGUCAAGUUCUGGGCUGCAUCCUCCUACCCGUAGACUUGGUAGACCCAAUACAGGAAACAAUGUUGACAUUCCAUUUUUUGGAGGUUGCAGCAGUUGUGCGAAAUGAAUAGGCUUAAGAGAUAAUCGAAAAACUGAAUUCAAGACUAUGUUUCGCAUCAAUUUCUGCACGAUCUUUGUUAUAUAAGAUGACUUUAUCUAUCCAAUCGUAAUAAAUCAUUCUUAUUAAAGUUA